AUGCCUGCUGUUACUAUCGGCGUAUUGGCCCUGCAGGGCGGCUUCCACGAGCACCUUGAGCUUGUCCGGAAGGCUGCCGCAUCACUCGCAUCGGCCCCGGCGCCAAGCCCGAUUCCCGAGAUCGAGACCACGGAAGUUCGCACCGAGGAGCAGCUCCGCCGCUGUGAUGCCCUCAUCAUUCCCGGCGGCGAAAGCACGACAAUCUCUCUGGUCGCCACGCAGUCCGGCCUGAUGGAACCUUUGAGAGAGUUCGUAAAAAUUAACCGCAAGCCGGUCUGGGGCACCUGCGCCGGCGCCAUCCUGCUUGCCGAUGAGGCAAACUCCACCAAGAAGGGUGGCCAGGAGCUCAUCGGUGGCCUCGCUGUGCGUGUCCACCGUAAUCACUUUGGCCGUCAGAUUGAGAGCUUCGUUGCGGACCUCAACCUGCCCUUCCUCUCGAGGGGCGACGGUGGUUCGAAAACGGCGUCGGCACCUUUCCCGGGCGUCUUCAUUCGCGCGCCAAUUGUGGAGGAGAUCCUUUCCAAAGAUGCCGAGCCGAAGUCGUCAGUCGAAGUCCUAGCAGUACUGCCCGGGCGUAAGACGAAGGUUGAGGGCGUCAGCCAGAGCACGGCAGAUGACUCUGUAGGUGACAUCGUCGCCGUUCAGCAGAGGAACAUUUUUGCCACGAGUUUCCACCCUGAGCUGACUGACGACAUUCGCAUUCACGUCUGGUGGCUGGAGCAAGUCCUCCAGAACCUGCCUCCCACAUCAUCUGCGUGA
This is a messenger RNA of Colletotrichum siamense, 759 nucleotides long. It is a transcript of the gene PDX2, whose product is annotated as putative pyridoxal 5'-phosphate synthase subunit PDX2. Gene Ontology annotation, molecular function: glutaminase activity. The record is from RefSeq and is a predicted model, not a curated record. Gene Ontology annotation, cellular component: glutaminase complex; cytosol. The transcript is spliced from 2 exons. Gene Ontology annotation, biological process: pyridoxine metabolic process; pyridoxal 5'-phosphate biosynthetic process. NCBI's taxonomy places the organism in Eukaryota, Fungi, Ascomycota, Sordariomycetes, Glomerellales, Glomerellaceae. Bases 1 to 759 code for a protein of 252 amino acids.